Messenger RNA from Durio zibethinus, 1960 nucleotides. The record is from RefSeq and is a predicted model, not a curated record. Lineage: Eukaryota; Viridiplantae; Streptophyta; Magnoliopsida; Malvales; Malvaceae.
UUCAUCUCUCAUUUAAAACCCCCCCUACUCAUCUUUCCUUACUCUCCCAUUCUUCAAAUGCCCAUCAUUUUACCAUGUCGUACACCGCAAAGCAUGGAAUCAUUUCCCUUCUUUUCUUCCUCCUCCUCGCACCGCCUCCUUCAGCCGCUCAAACCACCAGCCAAAACGACGAGCGUUACCCUUACGCGCGUUUCAGCCCUUCCAUGGCCGUCAUCGUUGUCGUUUUAAUUGCUGCUUUGUUCUUUGUGGGUCUUUUCUCGAUUUACAUCCGGAACUGCUCUGACGCCAACGCCAACAGAAGCAUCCGCCCUGUCAACGGUGCAGGCGGUCGUUCGCGUCGUGGUAUGCGUGGACUUGAUGCGUCGGUGAUCGAGACUUUUCCCACCAUGGUUUACUCCGAAGUUAAGGUUCACAAGAUAGGUAAAGGAGUUUUGGAAUGCGCGGUUUGUUUGAAUGAAUUCGAAGACGACGAAACGCUGCGUUUAAUACCCAAAUGCGACCACGUUUUUCACCCUGAAUGUAUCGACGCUUGGUUGGCUUCUCAUACUACUUGCCCUGUUUGUAGAGCUAAUCUCGCUCCUCAACCAGGUGACCUUCCAGCGGGUCAACCCACUGAGUUGAACGACACCGCCACCGAGUUAGACCUCGAGGCUCAAAACGACGGCGGUGACUCGGAAACGGAACAAGAAAGGAGAAGAACUACUAACAACGUCAGCUGUGACGUGGAGGAUCAAGUUGCUCCAGAGGUUGAAGUAAUUGACGUGAACCAAACUCUAAAUAGGAACCGUACACGUGGAUCAAGAUCAAGCCGUGCACGUAAACUCUUCUUUCCACGGUCUCACUCGACCGGACACUCUUUGGUCCAGCCGGGUGAGAACACAGACCGGUUCACCUUGCGAUUACCAGUUGAUGUUCGAAAGCAGUUAAUAAACCGGAAGUUGAACCGGGCAACAAGUUUGGUGUUGCCUAGGGAAAGCAGUUCGCGGCAAGGAUUUCGAGCCGGAGAAGACGGUGGAAGUAGUAGAGGAAAGUCUUUCUGGCGGCUCGAGAAGUUGGACCGGGGAGUUAAGUCGGACCGGUGGGUGUUUAGUAUAACACCACCAUUUUUUAGUAGAGCAUCCUCCAUGAAGUCACCCAAGGUGGCGGCCAAUGAUGGCGAAGGCACCUCAAGUUUGCCGAUUGGACCGGGUGACUCAAGCCGUCCUCCUGUUUAAUUACAUUUAUUUUUUCUUCCUACAAUUUUAAAAGUUUAUUAAUACCAUAAAUUAAAUUUCGACUUAAAAGUCAACAGCUUUGUGUAGAUAUGUACAUUAUCUAUGCAUUUUUGUCCUUUUAAGUAAAUUUUUUGGUUUAUUGAUUUCAAUUUGAUUUUCAAGAGCAAUGUGUGUAAGAUCACAAUCAUAUUAGACCAAGUCGAUUGGAAAUUGAUCUUUCCAGAGUUGUAUACAUAAGGGUGAAAAUUUUUUUUAUUAGAGAUUGUUCGAUAUUAAAUUUUAAUUAUUGAAAUUAAUUAUAUUUGUGGACAAAAUUUAAUUAGUUUUCAUAAUUUUGUAUUUUAAUUUAAGCAAAGUCUUGAACAGGUCAGUUAGCAAAUUUUACUGUAAUUAGAAAGGAAAGAAAAUAAAGCAAGGUGUUUUGAGUUAAAUAUUUUCUGCAUGGGUUUUUCUUUGGUGUUGUAGAGUUUGAAUGAUCAAAGGAAAGGAAUCUUGUACAUCCGAUUUUGACUGCCACCUACAAUGUAUGUUUUGAAAUUUCUUUCAUGAUUUCCUGGAAGCUGCAUCGUGAGCGAGCAAAAGUCAAAUUUGAAUUUGAGGGAGACUCUGACAUAGACUUCUAGCAAAAAUUCCAAUGGAACUGCACUUGAUGGGACAAGGAUUGGAUAAGACCUAACAAAGCUGUGGAAGAAAUGAAAAAUAGUGAAGAAAAAUUGUUGCCGGCAAUUUUUGAAUUUUUGAGUUCU